Messenger RNA from Nelumbo nucifera (sacred lotus), 808 nucleotides. RefSeq names its product putative glutathione S-transferase. Lineage: Eukaryota; Viridiplantae; Streptophyta; Magnoliopsida; Proteales; Nelumbonaceae. The record is from RefSeq and is a predicted model, not a curated record. Gene Ontology annotation, cellular component: cytoplasm. Gene Ontology annotation, biological process: glutathione metabolic process. Gene Ontology annotation, molecular function: glutathione transferase activity.
AUUAGCAUGGAAGAGGUGAAGCUCUUUGGAACUUUUCCUAGCGCUUUUAGUUACAGAGUAAUAUGGGCUCUGAAACUAAAGGGUGUGCCAUAUGAAUACAUAGAAGAGGAUCUAUCCAACAAGAGUCCUUUGCUCUUACAGUAUAACCCAGUCCACAAGAAGAUCCCAGUUCUUGUUCACCGCGGAAAACCGAUUGCAGAGUCCAUGGUCAUCGUCGAAUACAUUGAAGAGACCUGGCCAGAUCAUCCAUUGCUGCCAAAAGAUCCUUACGACAGAGCCAUGGCUCGGUUUUGGACUAAAUUUGGAGAAGAUAAGGGGCCCAUAUUCCAUGCAUUCUUUCGGACUGUUGGGGAAGAACAGGAGAAAGCUGUCAAAGAAGCUGUGGAAGUGUUGAGAACCAUUGAAGAGCAUGGCCUUGGAGAGAAGAAGUUCUUUGGUGGAGAUACCAUUGGAUUGCCAGAUAUAGGAUUUGGAUGGAUUGCCCAUUGGCUGGAAGUGCUGGAAGAGGCUGCAGGAGUAAAGUUGGUGGAAGCCCAUGCCUUCCCUCGCCUGUGUUCAUGGAUGGAAAAUUUUAAGCAAGUCCCUGCAAUCAAAGACAACCUUCCUGAUCGCGACAAAAUGCUCGCAUAUUUCAGACGUAGAAGGGAGAUGUUUGUUGAAUCCAUCUCAUACAAUCACUAGUCUCUCUGUUGUUAUUAUUGUUGUUGUUGUUUUGUAUGUGUAUGUGAAUCCAUGACUGGAUGGUCUUGAGAUAGAAUGAAUGCUUGAAUCCAUGAAUUAAUAAUAAGCAAAAUCUGGCAUCAAUGAU